AUGGAUGGAACCAAUGGCAGCACCCAAACCCAUUUCAUCCUACUGGGAUUCUCUGACUAACCCCAUCUGGAGAGGAUCCUCUUUGUGGCCAUCCUGAUCGCAUACCUUCUGACCCUCGUAGGCAACACCACCAUCAUCCUGGUGUCCUGGCUGGAUCCCCACCUCCACACCCCCAUGUACUUCUUCCUCACCCACCUUUCCUUCCUGGACCUCAGUUUCACCACCAGCUCCAUCCCCCAGCUGCUCUACAACCUUAAUGGACAUGACAAGACCAUCAGCUACAUGGGCUGUGCCAUCCAGCUCUUCCUGUUCCUGGGUCUGGGUGGUGUGGAGUGCCUGCUCCUGGCCGUCAUGGCCUAUGACCGGUUUGUGGCUAUCUGCAAGCCCCUGCACUACAUGGUGAUCAUGAACCCCAGGCUCUGCCGGGGCUUGGUGUCAGUGGCCUGGGGCUGUGGGGUGGCCAACUCCUUGGCCAUGUCUCCUGUGACCCUGUGCUUACCCCGCUGUGGGCGCCAUGAGGUGGACCACUUCCUGUGUGAGAUGCCCGCCCUGAUCCGGAUGGCCUGCGUCAGCACUGUGGCCAUCGAAGCCACCGUCUUUGUCCUGGCGGUGGGUGUUGUGCUGUCCCCCUUGGUGUUUAUCCUGCUGUCUUACAGCCACAUUGUGAGGGCUGUGUUACAAAUUCGGUCAGCAUCAGGAAGGCAGAAGGCCUUCGGCACCUGCGGCUCCCAUCUCACUGUGGUCUCCCUUUUCUAUGGAGACAUCAUCUACAUGUACAUGCAACCAGGAGCCAGCUCCUCCCAGGACCAGGACAAGUUCCUCACACUCUUCUACAACAUUGUCACCCCCCUCCUCAAUCCUCUCAUCUAUACCCUCAGAAACAGAGAGGUGAAGGUGGCACUGGGAAGGUUGCUUCUGGGGAAGAGAGAGCUAGGAAAGGAGUAAGGGCAUCUCCACCUGACUUCACCUCCAUCCAGGGCCACUGGCAGCAUCUGGAACGGCUGAAUUCCAGCUGGUAUUAGACCGUGACUCCCAGCUUGCCUUUUUAUGGACUUUUGUGAGGCUGUUUCAGUUCUGACAUUAUGUGUUUUUGUUGUUGUUGCUUUUAAAAUUGAGACGGGGUCUCACUCUGUCACCUAGGGUGGAGUGCAGUGGUGCCACCAUAGCUCCUUCGACUAUUGGGCUUAAGCGAUCCUCCCCCACCUCAGCCUUCUAAGUAACUGGGACUACAGGGGUGCAUCACUGGCGGUGGGAAUUGUGGCUUUUCUGUCUUCUAUGGAGACGGGGUCUUGCUGUGUUGCCCAGGCUGGUCCCAAACUCCUGGCCUCAUGUGAUUCUCCUGCCAUGGCUUCCUAAAGUUCUGGGAUUACAGGUGUGAGUCACUGUGCCUGGCCAACAUUAUGUGCUUUAUGUGUGAAUUGUAUAACACAAAUCAUCCCAAAGACCCAUCAUGAUCUGUAAAGCAGCUGCAAAGAACGAAGUGAGACAAACAGUUGUAAAGAUGAGUUUCCAUCAACUUAUACCAGAGUGCAAAGAGGAAAUAACUCUUCUCAAUCAGA
Molecule: messenger RNA, 1559 nt
Organism: Nomascus leucogenys (northern white-cheeked gibbon)
Lineage: Eukaryota; Metazoa; Chordata; Mammalia; Primates; Hylobatidae
Product: olfactory receptor 2W3
Biological process (GO): G protein-coupled receptor signaling pathway
Cellular component (GO): membrane
Molecular function (GO): olfactory receptor activity; G protein-coupled receptor activity
Source: RefSeq, a predicted model, not a curated record